This is a messenger RNA of Paramisgurnus dabryanus, 1969 nucleotides long. It is a transcript of the gene fam43a, whose product is annotated as family with sequence similarity 43 member A. The record is from RefSeq and is a predicted model, not a curated record. NCBI's taxonomy places the organism in Eukaryota, Metazoa, Chordata, Actinopteri, Cypriniformes, Cobitidae.
CAGUAUGUUAUUUUGUGAUGCCUCGGUAACAACAACGCGAUACUUCUCUGCCUAUGAGUGCUUUGCAACUUUUUAAAAAAUGUCUUUAAAAAUGUCAAGCUGAUAGAUGACUACAGACUGUUUCGAGGCGAAAUUCAGACGCAACAGAGUCACUUGUAUAGAUUUAAAUUCUUUAACACGACCAGCAUGUUGCCUUGGAAGAAGAACAAGUUCGAGCUGAUCGAGGAAGACAAGCAGCAGUCCAAGCAGAAGGGCUAUGCGGUGAGCCUCAACUACUCCGCGCUCACCUCCUUCGCCAAAUCCUGCCCGGAGAGCGCGCUAAAUCGAGUCGGGAGCAUGUUCAAAUCCAAGAGGAAAAAGGUCAAGAUCACCAGCGAGGACCCCACGUACACGGUGCUGUACUUGGGCAACGCCACGACCAUCCAGUCCAAGGGAGACGGAUGCACGGACGUGGCCGUCAGCAAGAUCUGGGCCAAGAGCGAGAUGGGCAAGAACGGAACCAAGAUGAAGCUGACCGUCAGCUCGCAAGGCAUCCGUAUGGUGCACGUGGACGAGAAAACCAAGAGACCUGGACAUUUGUAUUUAUUGCACAGGAUCACAUACUGCGUCGCGGAUCCGCGCCUCCCCAAAAUCUUCGCCUGGGUGUACCGGCAUGAGAUGAAGCACAAGGCGGUGAUGCUGCGCUGCCACGCUGUGCUAGUGUCCAAGCCGGAGAAAGCGAAGGCGAUGGCGCUUCUCCUCUACCAGACCUCGGCGACAGCUCUGGCCGAGUUUAAAAGACUCAAAAGAAGGGACGACGCCAGACACCAGCAGCAACAGUUGAUAGGGGAACAAACCAUCCCUCUUGUCCCCCUGAGGAAGCUGCUUAACGGACAAUGUUACUACAAACCUCCCGUGGAGCGCAGCCGGAGCGCACCCAAACUGGGCUCCAUCACGGAGGACUUGAUGGGCGAAGAGGAAGAGGAGAAAGCCAUGCACUUCGAGUGCGAGGAUAUUUUGGACUCAGACAGUGACUGUAUGGCCAACGGCAAGCAGGAACUGUGCCAGAUUAUCAAUGAUUUAGGAUCCAUGAGUAUAGGGAACGAUGUGCAGACGCUGCGGGCAGACAUGCGUGUUACGCGCUUGCUGUCUGGAGAGAGCACGGGCAGCGAUUCCUCCAUAGAGAGUAACCCGGAGUCUGCGACUAUUCCCGAUGGCUGUGGGGAUGGAAAGAUGCAGGAAGUGGGCUGAUUUCGUUAGCUAACUGCUUUCAAGAAAACAAUAAUGACUUGGGAUAAAAAAGAGGGUUUGGGAAAAGUGCCACAUCCUUAUGACUUGAAAGCGCACUGUUUGGUGUGUGGAUUAAUAAAGCUAGGCAUCAUUUUAACUAUCAUGCAUACUAUCCUGUGUGGUUAGGUGGCUCGAUAGGAUACGUGUUCAGAAAAACCCAAAAUGAUGUCUAGGUAAGCACCUCAUUAGGUUUUGAGACUUUUUGGACACUUGCACAAUAAUCCCACAUAGCUGGGGCCUGAAAGGAAGCACCAGAGUUGCUCUGCGCAAUAAUAAGUCUCUGUUUAACCUGGUGUAAGAGAGUUUAGGAAAGAUCUUGUUUACCUAAUAUGUUUUUCUAAAGAAAAUGCUUUUAUAAACACCAGUCCUACUUUCACUACUUUUUUUUCUUUAUGGAUGGAUGAAUGCUAUCCACGUAUGUAAACAUGAUCCUUUCAGGAUGUUCUGUUUGUAUUUUUUUUUUUUUUUUACUUUGCACUGUGGUGGAACUCGGACAAGUAUUAUCUUAUUAUUUAUGUGCAUAAUAUUGUUUUCUAUAAAUGUUCUUACAAACAUAAAUGUUUAUCUUUGCUGUGCAAAAGAAAAAUGAUCCCAAUGUACAGAGAUGUGUAUAUAUAAAAUGCAUAAUGUGUAAACAAAAUGCAUUAUUUUUUAAAGAAUGUGGUUUGUUUCUGUGAAGACCAAUAAAAAGUAAAAUGGA